This is a messenger RNA of Gorilla gorilla gorilla (western lowland gorilla), 1112 nucleotides long. It is a transcript of the gene MC3R, whose product is annotated as melanocortin 3 receptor. Lineage: Eukaryota; Metazoa; Chordata; Mammalia; Primates; Hominidae. The coding region runs from base 113 to 1084 and encodes 323 amino acids. Gene Ontology annotation, biological process: G protein-coupled receptor signaling pathway. The record is from RefSeq and is a predicted model, not a curated record. The transcript has a single exon. Gene Ontology annotation, cellular component: membrane. Gene Ontology annotation, molecular function: melanocortin receptor activity.
AAUAAGCAUCCAAAAGAAGUAUCUGGAGGGAGAUUUUGUCUUUCCUGUGAGCAGCAGCAGCUUCCUACGGACCCUGCUGGAGCCCCAGCUCGGAUCAGCCCUUCUGACAGCAAUGAAUGCUUCGUGCUGCCUGCCCUCUGUUCAGCCAACACUGCCUAAUGGCUCGGAGCACCUCCAAGCCCCUUUCUUCAGCAACCAGAGCAGCAGCGCCUUCUGUGAGCAGGUCUUCAUCAAGCCCGAGGUUUUCCUGGCCCUGGGCAUCGUCAGUCUGCUGGAAAACAUCCUGGUUAUCCUGGCCGUGGUCAGGAAUGGCAACCUGCACUCCCCGAUGUACUUCUUUCUCUGCAGCCUGGCGGUGGCCGACAUGCUGGUAAGUGUGUCCAAUGCCCUGGAGACCAUCAUGAUCGCCAUCGUCCACAGCGACUACCUGACCUUCGAGGACCAGUUUAUCCAGCACAUGGACAACAUCUUCGACUCCAUGAUCUGCAUCUCCCUGGUGGCCUCCAUCUGCAACCUCCUGGCCAUCGCCGUCGACAGGUACGUCACCAUCUUUUACGCGCUCCGCUACCACAGCAUCAUGACCGUAAGGAAGGCCCUCACCUUGAUCGUGGCCAUCUGGGUCUGCUGCGGCGUCUGUGGCGUGGUGUUCAUCGUCUACUCGGAGAGCAAAAUGGUCAUUGUGUGCCUCAUCACCAUGUUCUUCGCCAUGAUGCUCCUCAUGGGCACCCUCUACGUGCACAUGUUCCUCUUUGCGCGGCUGCACGUCAAGCGCAUAGCAGCACUGCCACCUGCCGACGGGGUGGCCCCACAGCAACACUCAUGCAUGAAGGGCGCAGUCACCAUCACCAUUCUCCUGGGCGUGUUCAUCUUCUGCUGGGCCCCCUUCUUCCUCCACCUGGUCCUCAUCAUCACCUGCCCCACCAACCCCUACUGCAUCUGCUACACUGCCCACUUCAACACCUACCUGGUCCUCAUCAUGUGCAACUCCGUCAUCGACCCACUCAUCUACGCUUUCCGGAGCCUGGAAUUGCGCAACACCUUUAAGGAGAUUCUCUGUGGCUGCAACGGCAUGAACUUGGGAUAGGAUGCAGGGCCAUGGAAAUGAUCAUCAG